UCACUUCCUGUGCGGCUUUCAGCGACCGGGCCACGACAUCUCAUGGAACAUUCACAGCACCACGCCCGAUUACGACACGACGUAUUACUACGGCGCGACGCCUGUACGACUUGACAUCGACACAUAGCACACACGGCGUAGUGCGCCACACUCACACCGCCAUGGGCUCGCGAUACGCACCCAAAUCGAACCCCGUCGAGCGUCGCAAGGGCGAGUCGGCCCUCUCCGAGUUCGCCGACUACGUGCAGAAGCAGCAGGCGCUGCGACGGCCCGGACAGGCGGCGGCCACGCUCGAGGACCACGACGAGCUGAGCAUCCUCGACGAGCUCGGCCUGACUGACGACGCCAAGCCACACGUCCGCCUGAGGACGCUGCUAACCGGCCCCGCCGAGGAGAAUGUCGCCGCGCUGGGCGAGCACGUGGCGGAGCGCCUGGCCGAGGGCCACGGCGAGGUGCUGUUUGACGUCGGGCUUGAAGACACGGGUGAGAGCAUGGAAUUCGCCCGCGCCGACUGGGACGCUGCCCUCGAGCGCAUCGGGGCCGUCGGCGAGCUCAUCCAGGCCGACUACAAGGUCCUCAUGACGCGGAAUGUCGGCGGCGACGUCGAGGUCGGCCCCCGCGACGCAAAAGACACGGGCCUCAGCGGCAAGCUGAUCGUCAGACACCGCCCGCACGACGUGGACGAGGUCAUUGAGACGCGCAUCGCCGUCGUUGGCAAUGUCGACGCCGGCAAGAGCACCAUGCUGGGCGUGCUGGUCAAGGGCGGGCUCGACGACGGCCGCGGAAAGGCGCGCGUCAACCUGUUCCGCCACAAGCACGAGAUCGAGAGCGGGCGCACCAGCUCCGUCGGCAUGGAGAUUAUGGGCUUCGACAGCAAGAGCGACGUCGUCGUCUCGACCACCGCUGGCCGCAAGCUGACCUGGGAGGAGAUUGGGCGUCGCGCUGCGAAAGUCAUCAGCUUCACUGAUCUGGCCGGCCACGAGCGCUACCUGCGCACUACCGUUUUCGGCCUCCUGUCCAGCGAGCCCAACUACUGCCUGCUGAUGGUCGCUGCCAACAACGGUCUCGUGGGCAUGAGCAAGGAGCACCUCGGCAUCGCCUUGGCGCUCAACGUCCCAGUCAUGGUCGUCAUCACCAAAGUCGACAUCUGCCCGCCCCAGAUCCUCGAGCAGACCAUGACCCAGCUGAGCAAGAUUCUGAAGUCGCCUGGCGCGCGCAAGAUCCCCGUCUUCAUCAAGAACAGGGAGGAGUGCAUCAACACCGCUACCCAGUUCGUCUCUCGGCGCAUCUGCCCCAUCUUUCAGGUGUCCAACGUGACGGGCUUCAACCUCGACCUCGUGCGCACCUUCCUGAACGUGCUGCCGCAUCACGGCAACUACGACAGCUCGCUGCCUCUCGAGUUCCACGUCAACGACACCUUCUCCGUGCCCUUUGUUGGUACCGUCGUGUCUGGCGUGGUCAAGUCCGGCGAGAUCCACACUGGCGACACUAUCCUCGUCGGACCCGACGGCCUCGGCCAAUUUACCACAACCAAGGUGCGGUCCAUUGAGCGAAAGCGAAUCCAAGUGCCGGGCUGCUCCGCCGGCCAGUCCGCCAGCCUUGCGCUGCGCAACGUACGGCGGAAAGACGUCCGCAAAGGCAUGGUCGUGCUGCACAAGUCGGACAAGCCCGACGAGAAGACGGGCAUCAUCCCCCAGCCAAAAGUCUACCGCGACUUCGUCGCCGAGGUCCUGAUCCUGUCGCACGCCACCACCAUCAAGACCAAGUACCAGGCGAUGCUGCACGUGGGGCCCGUGUCGCAGACCUGCGCCAUCAUCGACAUCGACCGCCAGUACAUCCGCACCGGUGACAGGGCCCAGGUCGCGUUCAGGUUCGUACAACGACCCGAGUAUCUCACUGUCGGCGACCGCAUCCUCUUCCGCGAGGGCCGCACGAAAGGCCUCGGCAUCGUCAAACAGGUCGGCUACGACCCGAAGCGGCCGCUCAAUCUAGAGCUACAGAGGGAGCAGCAGGCCAAAAGUGCGGGCGAGACAAAGGCCGCUGCCGCGUGACGUGGGUGUAGUGCGGAUAUCUGAUGAUGGAGUUUCUCUUUUGGAUACGUCGCUGUGCUGUGCAUGCGCUGGGUCCUCGCUGGAUCGUAUUGGAGUGUGGUGUUGGGAGGUAGAGAAUAUUUAUAAGCAAGUCAUAUCAUAUCGCGCGCAGGAGGCCAAUAGCCUCGUUCGACAAAUCAGACACCUACUUGAAUCGCCAUGGCAAGGGCUGGGAGAGCGUGCUCAUGUGCUGAAUGGAGCGACUGCGCCUUUUACAGUUGGUUCUUCAUCAAUGACUAGAGACCUGCAAUGAAGCGCACUGGUCCAUCGCCCGCGGCUUGAAGAUGUGUGUGUCUGGUUGCUAGCUGCCAGAGCCUCUGCAACUCAAGCAAGUUGACUUGAGCAGCUCAACGAUUUGAAAAA
This is a messenger RNA of Didymella exigua CBS 183.55, 2453 nucleotides long. Its product is annotated as GTP-binding protein 1. Gene Ontology annotation, molecular function: GTPase activity; GTP binding; translation elongation factor activity. The record is from RefSeq and is a predicted model, not a curated record. NCBI's taxonomy places the organism in Eukaryota, Fungi, Ascomycota, Dothideomycetes, Pleosporales, Didymellaceae. The transcript is spliced from 3 exons. Gene Ontology annotation, biological process: translational elongation. The coding region runs from base 162 to 2051 and encodes 629 amino acids.